AUGAAAACAGAAAAAGGUGAACAUCAAGCUUUAUGUUAUCUUAAUUAUAUAGCUUUAACCAUAACUUGUCAAGGUUAUGUAGUAGUUUCCGAAGGGAGCGCUACCUCCAAUAUUCAAUAUCUUUCUCAUUGCUCUCGCUUCUCGUUGUUUGGUUCAUACACCAUGUCUGGUGAUUGCUCCGUUUCAAACCAAUGUGAUGAUUCUGUAAUUGACCAUCAAGCUGAUGAGACUGAUCUCAAGACGAUGGAAACAGAAACAAUAGUUGAAGAAUUUGUUAGAUUAAAAUUGAGACAAAGUGCAGGUAUUGUUCAACGCCGACGAACCUCAACUGAUAUGGAGACACAAGCUCUAAUCGGUCGCCUUAUAGAAAUAUCAAAUGAGUUAGAGGCUCAAUAUGGUGAACGGUUAAAUCAAGAUGCGGAAUUAUGGAUUAAGUCAGCUACCUAUGAAAAGUUUAUACAAAUUGCAAAAGGAGUUUUCUCAGAUGGAAUUAUUAACUGGUCACGAAUCGUAGUAUUGUUUAUGUUUGCUGUCAAAGUGGUAAUCAAUGCAAUUUCCAAAGGAUUUAGUGGUCUCGCUGGUGAUGUCGUAAGAUUCGUUGUCAAAUUUAUUUUUAUCCAUGGUAUAUACAAAUGGGUUGAAAGUCAUGGUGGUUGGGUGGCUGUCUUACGCGAGUAUACUCCACAUUCUAAUUCAAGUGGUCUAUUUGUAUUCGGCCUCACUCUGUUGAUUGUUUGCUUACUGUUAACAAGAAAGAUUUAA
Messenger RNA from Schistosoma turkestanicum, 762 nucleotides. The record is from the annotation of a GenBank genome assembly. Lineage: Eukaryota; Metazoa; Platyhelminthes; Trematoda; Strigeidida; Schistosomatidae.